AUGGAAGAGUUUCAUCUUCUGACAUUUGAGAAGCAGAGUCCACAUCCUCUAAUCUUGCCAGAGUCUUGUGCUGACAGCUGGGAGCACAGUCAACCUGCUGUUGCGAUUGUGCAGUUUAGCAGGUCUACAAGCUGGCCAGGUUUUCACCAACCAAGCAGAGAAACGUUUUUGUAUCUUGGUUCUGUUGAGAUCCAUCCUCAGCUUAGUAAAAAGAAGAAGAACAACAACAACAAGAAACGAACCGGGGUUUUUUACUCAUCCGCUGACGAAGAGACGGCUCUCCCACCCAGGGUCUUGACUCCGUCGGUUCCCGCACCCCUUCACGACGCAGACACCGGUCUGCUCUUCAUCCCCAUGGAUCCGACUCCUCUCCCUUGUCCCUCACCCGUCUUCCCCUCAACCCUUCAUCCAUUCACCCUCAUCCCUCAGCCCACCAUCCGGGCACUCGAUCCGUUCUCUCCAUACAAUCCCAUCUCGCUGUCACAGUUUGUGGUGUGGAGAGGCAGAUUGGAGGACCCAAACGCAGGACACAAAGGCCGACUGGUGCAGUUCAGUGAUUUAUUAAAACAAUUAAAGGCGAGCACACUUACAGGCGGAGUGGCUGAUAAACAGAGUCCCAAACAAAGUAAUCCAACAGAAGUCCAAAAUCCAAAACAGCGUGACAAGACUGAGCAGAAACACUACAAACACUGCAACACUAGGUAUACACUCACCUAA
This is a messenger RNA of Micropterus dolomieu (smallmouth bass), 717 nucleotides long. RefSeq lists its product as uncharacterized. The transcript has 4 exons. The coding region runs from base 1 to 717 and encodes 238 amino acids. Lineage: Eukaryota; Metazoa; Chordata; Actinopteri; Centrarchiformes; Centrarchidae. The record is from RefSeq and is a predicted model, not a curated record.